Phaeodactylum tricornutum CCAP 1055/1 is the source of this 3776-nucleotide messenger RNA. RefSeq lists its product with no specific name. The transcript has a single exon. The coding region runs from base 1 to 3729 and encodes 1242 amino acids. Lineage: Eukaryota; Bacillariophyta; Bacillariophyceae; Surirellales; Neidiaceae. The record is from RefSeq and is a predicted model, not a curated record.
AUGCUUGGGCGUUGGAGCUUUUCUCAUGUGGCUGCAACGGCGGCUAGCAUCCGCGGAACGUCGCCUGAUGCAGCAGACUCAAUGUCGCUCCCAUCAAUGAACGAUUCCUUCACAGUUCUGGACACUGAUCCUGUGUACUUUUCGGACGGUGAGCUGGAAGCCAUGUGUAUGCAAGCGAAUGAGGAACAGAGGACUAUGUUACAGAAUGCGAAUGGAAUGACAGUCGAGGGAGAGAAUGAUUCGCUAGACAAUGAACGGCGCCAUGAGACAGAAAGUGUCCGCAUGACAACCAACAGCGCCGACCAUCGUCAAAGUGUGUCCACAACCGAAUCGCCGCGCGAUAAAAUCUGGAAGAAGUGUUUAAUGCAACAGCAUUCUGGCAAUGCGAUACAAAAUCCUCUCGCAACUUCUACACCAGCACUCCAGGCUCUAAACUACGGUACUUCUAGACCCAACACAAGUCCUUCCACCCUUGCUUUCGAUAAUGGGUCGCCUCGGUAUCAUCGCCGUGCUCGACGUCGCAGCGAAUCAAGUUACGGAAUGAAUACGUGGAAAAAGCGAUACGCUCACCACGUACUCUCUCCGGAGCAUCACCUAUUAGGAACAGCCGCUUCCAAAUCAAGGCAAAAUUCGAGUUUUUCCGGUACCGACAACCCGGAGCAAGGCUUGAAUUCGCAACGUCAACUGUUCUCCUCCCGUGAUUUUCCAAGCCCCCAUGAGCAGCGCUUUGAUUUCUACAUGGGAAGUUCGAUUAAUGCAUCUCCACUUCGUCCUUCACUUCCCACGCCACCAUCACCAUCCACUAUAUCAGACCAGUCAACGAGAGAAACGAGCUCGCCGCCACGCUCUGUAUCGGAAAACCAUAAGAAACCAUAUUGUAGCAAUACCAACACCCAAGAAAAGCUGGCUGAAGCAGCUCAUGGGUCAUUGGUCUUGCCUUUGUCGCCAAAAGACGAGAAUAUUGUAACAGCAAUUCCGCCGCCUGUCGAAGCCACUACACCAUCCGGGAAGAUGACCACUCCCAGACAGGCGAUGCACGCUUCGCUAACACAAGAACAGGCUCUCGUCAUUCAAGAACCAGACAGCAGUCCAAAAAGACCUGCGACUGGCCCGUAUUCGUAUCCGGAAUCAAUACCUAAGAAAAUUGUGAUAGUGCCCCAGUUUGAUGAUCAUGAUGAUGACGACCAUCACCCGAUGCUCACGUCGUAUGAACCGUCCAAUGGGGAAGAGGUACAAAGGGAUGCAGAGCCGAACAAAUCUUCGUCGAUUCCCUCGAGAGCAACACCGACGACUGGUACAUUGCUUGACCUUUACGAGGCGCCAGUCCUAGCAAAGGAGUUCUCAGUUGCACUUGUCGAGCCUGUUCUACCUACAGUGAACAGCGCCAGUGAAACAUUUCACUGUUUGACUCCAUCGCAAAAUGAACCGCCAGCACGAAAUGUCUUGCAGACGGAAUCAAUGAUAGCAUCCUUCCAUACCUUUGACUUGGACAAGAAGCCUAAAAGGGUGGCUUCUCCCGAUGAGCCCAUAGCCUCACCGAGAUUGAAAGCGACAGCCAGGGCACCAUUGCUGACUGUGAGUGUUUCAUCAGAUCUCCCCGAAGAAAGUAUAUCCCAGGCACCUACAACUGUAUCCAAAAAAUCAUCAGACCCGUUCGAAUGGGCUUAUGACAUCUGGCGAGGGAAGAACUUACUCCUGCCCAAGAGUGCCGUGCGUCGCGACCCAUCGUUUACAUCGCCUUGUAAAAUCGAAACUUCAGAAAAUGAAGUCUGCAUCGAGGACGCCCGCGUAUCUCCUCGUUCGACGCCGUUUUUGCUCCCUCUUGAGACCAUCGUGCCCUCUACAACACCGGGCAUUUCGACGUAUCCUUGUCCAAAUGCUGAAGCAGUUUAUUGUUCAGCAACACCGGUGAAGGGUGAAAAGGCCUUUGCCAACGUCUUACAGGGAUGGAAAACGGUCAGUAACGAGAGACCUUGCACUCAGUUUUUGUCUCCAGAAAACAGCGUGAUAUUCAGUCAAACAAAGGCAGGCAGCGCAGUCCUACCUUGUGCAAAUCUUGAACACACGAGAUUAGAUCCGAAAGGCAAUGAUACAGAAACGCUCACUUAUCCAGCAUCGACGCAGUCGCAUCGCUCUUGCAACAAUAUCUCUACUCCGCUCUCCAGCACUGGCAAAGCUUCGAUUUUAAAAUUGGAAUGCCGUCAAGGAAAUGGCUCCUCGGAUCCAAUAGUAUCUAGAGCGAUUACAGUGACUGAUGACCAGAACAUGCAGUUCCACAAUGAAGUUGGCUCUAUUUUGUCCCCCAACCUGGUAUCGAGCGCACCUUCUUUCUGGGACAAAGCGAUUGAAGCAAACGAUCCCGCACAGAAUGCGCAAGACCAAAUAUUUGAUCUUGCCAAAACAACGUCGACAUUACUUCUAUCCUUACCAGGUACGACAACAUCAUACUCCGAAAAGCAUUCUUUCAAAUUGAAGGAGGGAUCGACUUCAGGAGAAGCGUUGCUGAACGAUCAAAGUGAAAACUUUGGUCAACCAACUGACAUUUUGGAGAGCGACUUAGGCAGUGCAGUGUGUAAGAGUUUGGAUCUCGCGUACCUCAAAAGUGCUACAUGUGAUGGAUCAAUACCGUCAAAAGCCAUUCGCAAGAGCCGACAUAGUAUCGAUCACAGUCUCAUGGUUGUGGGCAAUAAGGCUCGAUUCAAGGGCAAGCAAGAAGCGUUUGAUGACGCUGUCUCCGUCGGCGAAAGCACAAUAUCCUCAAUGACUUCGUGCACAAGUCGUGUCGGAAACAUUGAGAGCCGAACGAGAAUUAGAGAUAAAAUCAGGAAAGUCAAUGCGAAAAAAGACUUGUCUUCAAUCUCUCCAGGUGCGGCAAAAAGCCGUGACACUUCGUCGACUCAAGCCGCAAAGAUUAAAGAAGUCUACAGGAAGAAGCGGCUGGUUAUGCGACAAAGUAUGGGCCAAUUGUCUGAGGCCUUACCAAAUCGACCAAUGGAGCCCUCGCUUUGGAGUCAAAGCGACUUUAAGAUGUACGCUGCGGAGCUUCUCGACAUGCUGCCGUCCGAGAUUUCAGGGGCUUGUUCGACAGAUGAUUCGCGAGACAUUGAGCCUGAGGAAAAGGAAUUGUGCAACCUUUCUUUACAGCCGUUUUCCACACAUACAAACUUGGACCAUGCAUCUACUGUGAACGAGGGGAAUGCCACCUGUAAUUGCUCCAAAUCGGUCUUCUCGGGGAACGAUGAAUUAAUUGAAUUCUUCUUGCCACGGUUAGGAAUGGCUUGCACUUGUAGCAAAGGGUUGCAAAGCUUGAAUUAUCCCAGUGAACCAGAAUCCCUUGCUAAUAUUUUGAGACCAUGGCAAGUUGCCUACUUGGGAGACUUUGGUAUACAUCGUGGAGAUCAGCUUGUGAAGGCCCACCACAGGAGUGCUGAUGCAUUGGCAAGCGCGAUGCGCCAGUACCGUCGAGACCACGGGUUGACACCUUUCCGUACGAAAAGCUGCGGGAUGGCUCUUUCCAUUUGGGCGAAGACUGCAAAAACAUACAUUCGAUCAGUUCGGAAACAAACGACAGCACAUGGGGAAGUAGCUUGGAAUCUGCCCAAUACUCUUUACAUCCUCAGCUCCUUCCUGGAAAAAAAUCCAGGGAAUUCGGGGAGGCUGUCCUCCCCCAUAGAUCAGUUUGAGGCUGAGAGCAACGAUGGAUCACCAUCAGAAUUUAGUUGCAUUUAACUGUAAGUCAAUAAAAGUAACAUAUAGCAGAAGAAGUGACAUUAGUG